AUGAGUCGUCCUUCCAUAAAAGAGUAUUUGAGCAGCAACCCAAAUGCUGUUCUGGUUUUAGACGGUGGUCAGGGUACGGAACUGGAAAAUAGAGGUAUAAAGGUAGCCAAUCCCGUGUGGUCUACAAUUCCGUUUGUGAAUGAGUCGUUCUGGUCGGAUCCUGCCUCCUCAGAUCGCCAGAUUGUGAAAGAAAUGUACGAGGAUUUUUUGGCUAGUGGCGCACAGGCUUUGAUGACGGUGACUUACCAGGCAAGCUUCAAAUCGGUUUCUGAAAAUACUGUGAUCAAGACCCCAGAUGCGUACGUUGAGUUGCUCUCCAGAAUAGUGGCCUUCUCGCGCGAGUGCAUCGGAGACGAGAAGUGGCUGGUGGGCUGUAUCGGCCCAUGGGGCGCUCACAACUGUUCGGAGUUCACGGGCGAGUACGGACCAGAGCCAGCCAAAAUUGACUAUUUGGGCUAUUUCGAACUGCAGCUGUCUGCCUUCAAUAACAACGAGAACCUGGAUAUGAUUGCCUUUGAGACCAUCCCCAAUUUCCACGAGCUGAAAGCCAUUCUUUCGUGGGACGAAUCUCUGAUCUCCAAACCUUUUUGCAUUGGGCUUUCCGUUCACUCUCACGGGAAACUGCGCGAUGGCACAAGCCUGCGAGAAAUUGGCGAGUACAUCAAAUCUUUGGGUCCAAAGCUGAACCCCAAUUUCACACUGUUGGGUGUGAACUGCGUUAGUUUUGACCAUUCCCACAAUAUGCUCAAAGAGCUGCAUGAAGUUCUACCAGACCUUCCUCUCAUUGCAUACCCAAAUAGCGGUGAAAUAUACGAUACAGUGCAGAAAGUGUGGACGUCCAAGAAAUCGCACGAGGUGACCUGGGACUACCUGGUCAAGGAAUACAUUGACAACGGAGCCCGAAUCAUUGGAGGAUGUUGCAGGACUACGCCUGCUGACAUCAAAACGAUCAGUGAUUCCGUCUGCAAGCACUCGAAAUAG
Messenger RNA from Lachancea lanzarotensis, 981 nucleotides. It is a transcript of the gene SAM4, whose product is annotated as LALA0S03e00188g1_1. Bases 1 to 981 code for a protein of 326 amino acids. The record is from RefSeq and is a predicted model, not a curated record. Lineage: Eukaryota; Fungi; Ascomycota; Saccharomycetes; Saccharomycetales; Saccharomycetaceae. The transcript has a single exon.